Messenger RNA from Penicillium salamii, 2004 nucleotides. The record is from the annotation of a GenBank genome assembly. NCBI's taxonomy places the organism in Eukaryota, Fungi, Ascomycota, Eurotiomycetes, Eurotiales, Aspergillaceae.
AUGUCACAUCUUCUCAAUCUGCCCAGCAAACUGCUCGCUCGCACAUUUUUCAAUGUGGAUAGUUCAUCAUUCAAGUCGCUGCACCACUCCUGCCGUUUCAUAUCACAGCUGGCCACCGAUCAGCUCUUCAAGACCGUGCACCUGCAGCCCAGCAAGACAAGCCAAAAUGGGUUACAAGAGAUCUUGAACAAUCCCAAUCUACGUCGGAUUCCGCGAAAGAUCUACAUAGACACCGUGGACGAGAGUCUUAAUUAUGAUGAUGAAGAAGAGCAAAAAUGGCCCCAAGGCUGGGACAAUCUUGUUCCGCAAGUGAAAGAAUUGCCUCGGCUGAACGCCGCCGUUCUGUGCUUCGAUAAGGGGUUUACUUCAGACAGCGAGGAUGAGGAUUACCCCCAUUAUACGGACUUCCCCCAGACCCCUCAAUUUCGCUUCCACGCAAUGCAUAAGCUGUUCUCUCUUCUCGAAUCCUUACGGCACCCAAUACAGGAUCUUGGUAUUCGCAACCUUCAAGCGGAUAACCCCAAGGAUCCGAAAACACUUGCGAAAAUGGGAAAGGUCCUGUCGGGCCUACUGUCCCUUCGCCUAAGCAUCACCAGCGAGACAAAUGACGCCGCUCCUGAGCAUGAUCUCGAGUAUCCGGAGAUCCGCAAGUUUUUCAAGGAGUUGCCCAGCACAUGGCUGAGUCCCGCUGCGCCUUCUCUCCAACAUCUCUCGCUCUGCUCGCGUGAAUACUCGGGCUUUUACCCUGACCUAGAUCUCACCAAUCUGUUCUUUCCACGCCUGAAGACGCUGUCACUAGGAAACUUCUGUUUCUUCCAUGAUGGCCAAAUCGACUGGAUUCUGAAGCAUGGAGACACCCUCGAGGAAAUCUACUUUGAUGACUGCGCCAUCCUCUAUGACUUUGGUAUGAUGGAAGAGAAUGUGGACGCCUGUGCUCUACCUAGGGACACCUUGGUGCGCCGCGAGGGCGAUGAGUCUUUGUAUGGUUCGUUCGAGAAGCGAUGGCACCAUAUUUUCGAUCUAUUUGCAGAGAAACUGCCAAAACUGCGACACUUUCGAAUCGGCCGUAGUGACUGGUCCCCGGAUAUUCCAUUUGAGCAGGAGAGGGAUAUCAAGGUCGGACUGUAUUACAAUCGAUACAUGUGCUGCUAUGAUGGAUGGGGCCCUUCGUCUUAUAUGGAAGGUGAGGAUCCCAAAGAACUCGCAAAAUUAGAGAAUGAGUGGAGACCUUCACCAGAAUGUGAUGAUGAGGAUCGCGCGGCUCUGCGGAAACUGUUGGCAAAGCUUGGGCAAUCGGUCCAGGAAAGUUAUUCGAAUGGACACCCUGGUGGUCGUAUAGUAUUUCAUUUUGGCGGAAAACGUAUCACCGUGACAAAAGAUACACUUCUGAAUCAGAUCCGUCCGACCGUAUACCGCUUAGAACUCGAGGAGCCCCAUUUUGGACUUCCAGGGACAGUCAUCGUCAAGCAACAGAAAGACGAACAGGAAGCUGAGUUUUGCGCAGAGAUAUCUGCCUACAAGAAGCUACAAGAGCUUCAAGGGACUGUGCUCCCAACUCUAUUUGGCGAAGGCUCUUUCAAUGGGCGCCCUGCCUUAAUCCUUUCGGAGAUCAAAGGAAUUACUCUGCGUGAGUUCGCAAAGCUAGGCGAAACGAGUAUCGAAGAGAAUACUUUGAGGUGUUGUCUCGAGAACGCUUUCCAGGAGCUCUACAAGUACGGAGCUGAGCAUUUUGACCUGAAUCUGGGUAAUUUUUUGGUCUGCGACAAUGUACAAGUGGUUAUUAUCGAUCUUGAAGAGAUCGAAUUCCCCGAUAGGCAGAAGGCCUGGGAAAACAGCGUUAAUUUGGGUAGUGUGAAUUACCUGAUGAGCAGAUUCAGGGAUGUGAGAUAUCCGCGUCGUGCUCCGUCACCUGUUCUGUAUUCGAUGCCUCACACUGGGGCUAGCGAUGAUAGGAGCGGCUCAGAAAUGACCGGGCCCUGCUAUUCCAUGGAACUCAUGAGUUGA